AUUCCCCGACCCAUGAAUGCUUUCAUGGUGUGGGCGAAAGAUGAGAGGAAGAGGCUGUCUUUGCAGAAUCCCAACCUUCAGAACACGGAGCUCAGCAAGCUAUUGGGCCGGUGUUGGAAAUCACUUACCGUGGUGCAGAAGCGGCCAUACAUCCUGGAAGCAGAGAGGCUGCGGGUGGAACACAUGCUGGAGUAUCCCAACUACAAGUACAGGCCACGGCGAAAAAGCCAAACCCGUGGCCCCUAUAGGAAUGGCAUUUCUGUACACAGAGAUAGCACUGAUCAACAGAUAAUAGCAGGCCAUCAAGACAAGGAACACCCCAUUAACACACAGGCUUUGGACCAAAUCACACCCCCAAGCCUUCCCCCAGAAAUAAAUUCACCAUCCAGCAAGCAGGAAAUGUUCCCCUUUAGGAAACAACCUCCAGUCACCAACGGGCAAUUUACUCACCCACCAUGCAUUACAGAAAUGAAGAGUGGGUUGACAGGGAUGGACUGGUCUAUGUCUCAUCCAAUUUAUAACCAUCCUCAACCCAAUUGGAAUUUAUACUGCCAAACCCAACAGAUGAACCCAGUGUCCGCACCCCAUGAUACAACGCUGUGUUCCCACAACACGGAGGGACCCUCUCCAUUGCUUGGAACUUUAGCCCAUUGCUGUGGUCAGGUGUGUCAAGCUCCACAACCAAUGAAUGACUUGGAAACUCUGGACAAUUUGUGCUAUGCUGAACUUCUAGCUGAUGUGGAUCGGAAUGAGUUUGACCAGUACCUCAACAACGACUCCUGGUCUGAUCCACUUGGCCAUCUACUGAAUGAAAAGGUCUUUGGGAACAAUGACACUGCUGAAACUGAUCUUGUGUCUGUGUUGGCUGACAUGAACACAGCCUGUUACAAUACCAUUUCCAGAUUCAUUUGA
Molecule: messenger RNA, 912 nt
Organism: Carcharodon carcharias (great white shark)
Lineage: Eukaryota; Metazoa; Chordata; Chondrichthyes; Lamniformes; Lamnidae
Product: transcription factor Sox-7-like
Exons: 2
Coding region: 13-912 (299 amino acids)
Biological process (GO): anatomical structure morphogenesis; cell differentiation; regulation of DNA-templated transcription
Molecular function (GO): RNA polymerase II cis-regulatory region sequence-specific DNA binding; DNA-binding transcription factor activity, RNA polymerase II-specific
Source: RefSeq, a predicted model, not a curated record